Bufo gargarizans (Asiatic toad) is the source of this 1080-nucleotide messenger RNA. RefSeq names its product interferon-induced transmembrane protein 5-like. NCBI's taxonomy places the organism in Eukaryota, Metazoa, Chordata, Amphibia, Anura, Bufonidae. The record is from RefSeq and is a predicted model, not a curated record. Bases 185 to 595 code for a protein of 136 amino acids. The transcript has 2 exons. Gene Ontology annotation, cellular component: plasma membrane. Gene Ontology annotation, biological process: bone mineralization; bone morphogenesis.
UCCAGCUGGCAGCUUCCUUUUCUGCAUCUACUACAUUUAUCAUUUUUCCUUCUACCUACAACUAACCACCUGCUCCUACAUCUAAUACAUGUACAAUCCUUUCCCAUUCAUCCCUAGCUCACCGAUCACACUUUAUCUUCCACUUGAUCCACUUGGCCUACAUUAACUCAUCACCUCUCCAGACAUGGACACCUCCUACCCCCGUGAAGAUAUUUUCACCACCCACCCCAACAAGCCAGAUAAUGCCCAUACUGUUGUCGAUAUUGGAGCCCCCAAAACUCCCAGAGAUCAUCUGCUCUGGUCCUUGUGUAAUACCGUGUACCUGAACCUCUUCUGUCUUGGCUUCAUGGCUUUGGUCUACUCUGUCAAGGCGCGAGACCAGAGGGUGCAGGGGAACGAGCCGGCCGCUCGACGUUAUGGUCAGAAGGCACGAUGCUACAAUAUCCUGGCCACGGUGUGGAACAUUGCUCUCCCCGCUUUGGUCAUGGCUCUGGUGAUCACAGGCAUUGUGCACCUGUCACAGGUGGUAAAUGCUUCCCUUGACCUCUUCAGCCUUCGAGGCUACUUGGACAAUACUGAUGAUGACAGUAAUUGAACAAGAGAAAAGUAAUAGUUACACACUGACCAAAAGAAAUAUAUUAAAAGUUUCAGAAGAUCAACCAAGGAUAUUCAUGGUACAACCCCCAAAGAUCACUUGCGAAAGCAUUUAUUCCUGAGAAGAACAAUUAUACAUCACACGAAGCUUUGAUUUAGUCCUUCCCGCCGAUGGCAGGCUAAGGCAGGACUUCUUAUAGUAACUGUAGGACUGGUUUUCCCUGUCCUCGGCUUGGAUCAGACUCCUGCAAAGUCUUCUUCUGAUAGAAGGUAACAAGGCCGAGUGAAUCAAGAAAGGCUAAUUAGUUCAAAAGAAUAUUGAGAUAUUUAGUAUAUGACGAAGCCAAACAAUGGACAACUGAAAAGAGCAUGGACAUCUGAGAAGAUACAGAACCAUGCCCACGUGGUUAUUAAAUAAAAAGAUAUAAUGUCAAGAUACAAAUCACUUCAACGUGUCACCAGCAAUGGGGUGAACAAUAUUAUUGA